This is a messenger RNA of Trypanosoma conorhini, 687 nucleotides long. Its product is annotated as phosphatidyltransferase. The coding region runs from base 1 to 687 and encodes 228 amino acids. NCBI's taxonomy places the organism in Eukaryota, Euglenozoa, Kinetoplastea, Trypanosomatida, Trypanosomatidae. Gene Ontology annotation, cellular component: Golgi apparatus; membrane. Gene Ontology annotation, molecular function: CDP-diacylglycerol-inositol 3-phosphatidyltransferase activity. Gene Ontology annotation, biological process: phosphatidylinositol biosynthetic process. The record is from RefSeq and is a predicted model, not a curated record. The transcript has a single exon.
AUGACCCCCGACGGAGGCCCCGGCCGCGUGAGUCCCACGCAGAUCUACUGGUUCUACCCGAACCUCAUCGGCUACGUGCGGGUCCUCCUCUCCCUCGCUUCCUUCGCCGUGCUGGGCAACUACCCUGGGCUAUUCCUCGCCUUUUACACCCUGUCCUUCGCGCUGGACGCGGCGGACGGAGUGGUGGCGCGCUACAUGGACCAGUGCUCACACUUUGGGGCCAUUUUCGACAUGCUGACAGACCGUGCCUCCACCGCCGGCCUCCUGCUGGUGUUGAACCACGUGGUGCAGCCCAUGCCCGAGUGGUUUACGACGCUGUGCGCCUUUCUCGUCUUCCUGGAUGUCGCGUCGCACUUCUGUCGCAUGUACGUCACACUCUUUCUGCGCAAGGGGUCGCACAAGGACGUCUCUGAAAGCACGUUUUUCUUGCUGCGGCUGUAUUACUCGAACCGCACCGUGAUGGGUGCCUUCUGCGUUGGGCAGGAGUUCUCGUACAUCCUCCUGUACGCGUACUGGAUGUAUCCCGAGGUGGCGUGGGUGCAGGCGCUCACGCUUCCCCUGCUGCUCGCGAUGGGCGCCCUGAACGCGCUGAAGCAGGUGGUGAACGUGCAGCAACUGCUGGAUGGCAUGUACCACCUCGCCGUGCUGGAUGCGAAGGAGCGGGAGGAGCGUGGAAAGAAGCAGUAG